Messenger RNA from Mesocestoides corti, 303 nucleotides. The record is from the annotation of a GenBank genome assembly. NCBI's taxonomy places the organism in Eukaryota, Metazoa, Platyhelminthes, Cestoda, Cyclophyllidea, Mesocestoididae.
GUAUCAGGCGUAACCGCCACGGUAGAUGUACACAGGAUUCAUGAUCGCAAGGAGUUGAGUGUGGAAUGCUUACAUCUCCAGCACAAGCGCUGUGUUUCACCUGUUGACUACCUUCAGGUUCUGCAGGAUAGUUGGAGAGCCGAGGAAGGCGAUGAAACGUCCACCGGGCAGGUUGGCCACCUCGAGGACCUUCUUACGUGGAUGUGCAGCUCAGCUCAACUGCGUCGGUCAGCUCAAGACGGAAGCCACAUCCGUGCCUGUGGUGUCAGUGGUGGCCACGACCUCGAUUUGGAGAAGGCGUGA